CGGCGAGAGCCGCGAGGGGAGGGGACAGCCGGGGAGGCAGGAAGCUGCAGCUUAAAAGGGCCGCCCGCACCCCGCUCUUCCUCCGUCGGCCACAGGCCUCCGCGCUCGCCUGCCCCGCGGCCCGCACGCACCUCCUCCGCUCCGCGGCCCCUCCACCCGCCGCCAUGUACCGCUGCCUGAGCGAAGCGCUGCAGCUGCUGCCCCGGACCGGGCCCGCCUCCGUGGCCUCGGCCGACUCGGCCGCGCUGCUGGUCCGGGCCCGCGCCGCCGCCCCGCAGCUGGGGCUCGCGCCGCCCGCCCGGCGACACUACAGCGAGGCGGCGGCCGACCACGAGGACGACCCCAACUUCUUCAAGAUGGUGGAGGGCUUCUUCGACCGCGGCGCCAGCAUCGUGGAAGACAAGCUGGUGGAAGACCUCAAGACCCGCGAGAGCGAGGAGCAGAAGCGGAACCGGGUGCGCGGCAUCCUGCGGAUCAUCAAGCCCUGCAACCACGUCCUGAGCGUCUCCUUCCCCAUCCGGCGCGACGACGGCUCCUGGGAGGUCAUCGAGGGCUACCGCGCCCAGCACAGCCAGCACCGCACGCCCUGCAAGGGAGGCAUCCGUUACAGCACAGAUGUGAGUGUGGAUGAAGUGAAAGCCUUGGCUUCCCUGAUGACAUAUAAGUGUGCCGUGGUUGAUGUGCCAUUUGGUGGUGCUAAAGCUGGUGUUAAGAUCAAUCCCAAGAGCUAUUCCGAUAACGAAUUGGAAAAGAUCACAAGGAGGUUCACCAUGGAGUUGGCAAAGAAAGGCUUUAUUGGUCCCGGCAUCGACGUGCCUGCCCCAGACAUGAGCACAGGCGAGCGGGAGAUGUCCUGGAUCGCCGACACCUACGCCAGCACCAUCGGGCACUACGACAUUAACGCGCACGCGUGCGUCACCGGCAAGCCCAUCAGCCAGGGUGGCAUCCACGGGCGCAUCUCUGCCACCGGCCGCGGGGUUUUCCACGGGAUUGAAAACUUCAUCAACGAAGCCUCCUACAUGAGCAUUUUAGGAAUGACCCCAGGCUUCGGAGAUAAAACCUUCGCUGUUCAGGGAUUUGGUAAUGUGGGCCUGCAUUCCAUGAGAUAUUUACAUCGCUUUGGCGCUAAAUGUAUUGCUGUUGGUGAAUCUGAUGGGAGCAUCUGGAAUCCAGAUGGUAUUGACCCAAAGGAACUGGAAGACUUCAAAUUGCAACAUGGAUCAAUCCUGGACUUCCCCAAGGCAAAGCGCUAUGAAGGGAGCAUCUUGGAAGCAGAUUGUGACAUACUGAUCCCUGCUGCCAGCGAGAAGCAGCUGACCAAAUCCAACGCACCCAGGGUCAAAGCCAAGAUCAUUGCUGAAGGUGCCAAUGGGCCCACAACUCCAGAAGCUGAUAAGAUUUUCCUGGAGAGAAACAUUUUGGUUAUUCCUGAUCUCUACUUGAAUGCUGGAGGAGUGACAGUGUCUUACUUUGAGUGGCUGAAGAAUCUAAAUCAUGUCAGCUAUGGCCGUUUGACCUUCAAAUACGAACGGGAUUCUAACUACCACUUGCUCAUGUCUGUUCAAGAGAGUUUGGAAAGAAAAUUUGGAAAGCACGGUGGAACGAUUCCCGUUGUACCCACAGCAGAGUUCCAAGACAGGAUAUCGGGCGCAUCUGAGAAAGACAUCGUGCACUCUGGCUUAGCGUAUACCAUGGAGCGUUCUGCCAGGCAAAUCAUGCGUACGGCCAUGAAGUAUAACCUGGGGUUGGACCUGAGAACGGCCGCCUACGUCAAUGCCAUUGAGAAAGUCUUCAAGGUGUACAAUGAAGCUGGGGUGACCUUCACAUAGAUCAUGGCCGACUUCACCACCCUCUUCACCUGUAACUUCUGCAAACCUAUCACAAGUUUACAUGUAGCCACAGAAAUCUCGCUCUCUCAUGACCUCUUAGGUAAUGGACACCAUUCUCAACAAGUCAGUCCAAAUCAGCCCCAUAAGAAGAAAGCAGUGAAGGGCUGGGGAUCAUGUACCCAGCUGGUCAGUUUGAAAGUAGGGCCAUUUGAGUAUUUUGCCUUUAAAUAAAAAGUCUCUUCCAUCUGGCUAUGCCACCUGGCCCCAUAGCUGCCUCCCAAUACAUUAAUUACCUGUUUUUCGGGGUCAGCACCUGUUGUCCAAGAGCAGCCCAUUGCUUGCAUCCUUCUGCUCUGGCCAUAUCUGGGACAUGCUAUAACUUGGAUACAUUGAAGAAGUGGUGUGUGGCAUUUUCAGAAGGUGGCAUGGUCCUAAAAUGAGUUAUUAGUAUUUCACAUCAGUAGAAUAACUCAACUUUACAGUUUGCAAACAACAAUAAAAGCUGUUUCUCUUCAUGCAUUUUAUUCUUUUAGAAUAAAAUAAGUACAUGCUGCUGUAAUAAAAUUGCCUUUAACCACUUAAUAAGCCUAACCUUGACUCAAGCAGUCAAUGCCUAGAAACAGAAAUGAAAAAAGUUAGUAUUUUUGUAACAUAAAACAGUAUCAUUUGUAGCUUAUCAAUUGUGUAUUGUUGUCCAACAAAAAUUAAAAGCCAGAUGGGGAAUUAAGUUAUCUUCAUAACUGCAGAUGAUGGAGGCUAUUUUUGUUAAGACUGUCUGAAUUUGCUAAAUGUAAUUAUGACACAUGGUCCAAAGAAUGCAGCACCGUCCUUAUCAUGUUAAUUAAUUUUUCUUUUCUUUUUAAGACCUUUUGUCUUGACUAAUUGAAUAAUAAUUCAAGUAGAGUGAGCCAGGGGAAAAAAAACACUUGGUCUGCCUGUCUGGAGAUGGGCUGGCAGGUCUGACAUUGCCAACGGCCCCACCUCCACCGACCUUCCAUCCUUCUUUCUGGAGGCCUCCCAUUCUGCACACAAGCUUCAUUAACAGUGGGCUGGAAACAACCUUGGAUCAAGUGUUUUGUUUGGGAUUUAUUUGGCCAGGGCCUUUUGAAAAGUAGUGUCCCAAUGAAGUACUAGAUAUUUAUGUAAUGAAUGAGCUUUUUUUUUUAUUAACAAUAAUAUCCUUUCAGAAAUUUGUAACUACUUUGUAACUGCAUGACAUAACCUGGUGAUAAAAGCAGUUAUUAAAAGUCUACCUUUUCCAAA
Choloepus didactylus (southern two-toed sloth) is the source of this 3092-nucleotide messenger RNA. It is a transcript of the gene GLUD1, whose product is annotated as glutamate dehydrogenase 1. The record is from RefSeq and is a predicted model, not a curated record. Gene Ontology annotation, cellular component: mitochondrion. The transcript has 13 exons. Gene Ontology annotation, biological process: L-glutamate catabolic process. NCBI's taxonomy places the organism in Eukaryota, Metazoa, Chordata, Mammalia, Pilosa, Megalonychidae. Bases 165 to 1829 code for a protein of 554 amino acids. Gene Ontology annotation, molecular function: L-glutamate dehydrogenase (NAD+) activity.